AUGACGAAAAGACGGAGGGUCUCUAGAGUAGGUGCAGCUGAGGUGGAAACUAAAGGAGAUAAGGAAGAGGAAGGAAUAAGUGCUGGCGACAAAGAGGUUGACGAAGGGGCCGAUGUAGGAGAUUUUAGUGCCAAUGAUGAUGAUGAUGACGGUAUUGAACAAGGUACUAGGGGAAGAAAAAGAAAGGCGGCAGAAUUAGUGGAAAAUGAGAAUGAAGGGGAAGAGGAAUAUGCGGAAGAAGAAGAGGGUGAGGAGGGUGAGGAGGGUGAGGAAGAAGAGGAUGAAGAGGAUGAAGAGGAAGAGGAGGAUGAAGCAGGAGAUGAAGCAGGAGAUGAAGCAGGAGAUGAAGCAGGAGAUGAAGAGGAUGAACUAAAGAGAGAUGAAAAUGUUGCCGACGAUGAGGAUAAUGAGGAUAAUGAGGACAAUGAGGAUAAUGAGGAUAAUGAGGAUAAUGAGGAUAAUGAGGAUAAUGAGGAUAAUGAGGAUAAUGAGGAUAAUGAGGAUAAUGAGGAUAACGAGGAUGGAGAAAACGAAAAUGAAACGGAAACAGAAUUUGGCCCCAAAAAGAGAGGAAGGAAAAAGAAGGAGAAAAAUUUUGUAUAUAAUGAGAAUGAUGUGUUUGACGAGGAUGGAAAUCCAUUAUGCAUAGAAAAUGACGAGGUUCGUAUACCAAAUGAAGAUCCCAAGGGGAAGGAAAAGAUUGAUGAAUUGGGAUACUUGAAAGGCGGAAGAGAGUUUCGAAUGAAGACAUUUAAGAUUUUGGGAGAAGGUGAUCGAUUAUACAUGAUAUCAACAGGACCAGCUCGUAUGGUUGGAUUUCGUGACUCAUAUCUUUUGUUCAAAACCCAUCGUACAUUAUUUAAGCGCGUUUGUGACAAUAAUCAAAAGAUGGAUUUAAUUAACCGAGGGAUAAUACCAAAUUCGUAUAAAGGUAGGGCGGUCAAUCUAGUAAGUGCGAGAUCUAUAUUUCGUGAAUUUGGCGCCAAAAUGAUCAAAGGAGGUAAAAAAGUAAUUGAUGAUUUUUGGGAACAAAAAAGUAUUGAUAAUGGUGAUAUACCGGGAGAAUAUGCCGAUCCUGACGAAAUAUAUAAAAAUAAAUUGUCAAACUUGUUGGGUGAAGGAGGAAGCGGUUCAAAUGUGGGUAUUGCAUCGGGUGGUAACGCCACUCCAACCGCUCCUGUAUCCAUCGUUAAUCACCAAACUGACAAAACGUGGCUUUAUCAAAUAGCCUUGCAAACUUCUGACUAUAACCAUAAGCUAGCUGAGUUGCGAUCACAAGUGACAAUAAAUGGGUUUAGAGAUGUUUUUACAAACACAAUGCAGUUCCCUUUGAGCACACAACCUAAUCACUUGAAAUUCUAUAAAUUCGAAGAAAACAAUAAAAAGGUAAACAACAAAUUGGAAUAUGAUAUAUAUUACAAGACAAAGGAUUUGAGGCGGCCAAUAACAGGAUUGGCUACUGUAUCACAAGACCUCAUCAACGAGAUUAAAGACGAAGAGAUUAGAAAAGCAAUUCGUGAGCAACAAAAUUAUGAAAAAACAACUGUAUUAUAA
This is a messenger RNA of Lodderomyces oxycetoniae, 1554 nucleotides long. RefSeq names its product Npl6p (gene NPL6). The transcript has a single exon. The record is from RefSeq and is a predicted model, not a curated record. Gene Ontology annotation, cellular component: RSC-type complex; nucleus. Gene Ontology annotation, molecular function: chromatin DNA binding. The coding region runs from base 1 to 1554 and encodes 517 amino acids. NCBI's taxonomy places the organism in Eukaryota, Fungi, Ascomycota, Pichiomycetes, Serinales, Debaryomycetaceae.